Messenger RNA from Paecilomyces variotii, 1814 nucleotides. Its product is annotated as putative acyltransferase. Bases 115 to 1701 code for a protein of 528 amino acids. Gene Ontology annotation, cellular component: membrane. Gene Ontology annotation, biological process: polysaccharide biosynthetic process. NCBI's taxonomy places the organism in Eukaryota, Fungi, Ascomycota, Eurotiomycetes, Eurotiales, Thermoascaceae. The record is from RefSeq and is a predicted model, not a curated record. The transcript has 2 exons. Gene Ontology annotation, molecular function: acyltransferase activity, transferring groups other than amino-acyl groups.
GAGAAGUCACAUCGAUUGGAAUAUCUCUGAAGUCGAUAUCGACAUGCAGCUGUUGUCUGAUUCACUUCCAUAAAUCCGUGCUGCAGCUGAACCGGAGCUCGUUUCCUCUUCACCAUGUCGCGUCAGAACAGGCUCCUUCGGGUAUCUAUCGAUGGUACAUCUUCAUCAGAAGUGGAACCAGGUCCAGCUACUCAGCGCAGUAUAACACCUUCCAUCUUGUCGGAAACUCCCUACCAGCGACCCAGCUCAUCAUCGUCGGAGGAGUCGUCAUCUUCUAUCUUCUACGAGGACGGAUCAAUACGUGUUGAACGAUUAUUAUACAAAUUCGCUCUAACGCUCGUCCCGAGCUUCCUACAGCGCUAUGCCGGAGCUCUCCCACAGGAACCUAAAAAGCUCCAUGCGAUUGCUGCUUUGGAUGGGCUGAGAGGUUGGGCGUGUCUGCUCGUCUUCAACUUCCAUUUUCUCUUCACUUAUACCUGGAAGGUAGCAGAAGGAUGGGGUUUCGCACAUGAUAAUUGGGGUAUCCAUCAAUUGCCCAUAAUCCACAUGUUGAUAUCGGGUCAUGUUAUGGUCGCCAUCUUUUUCGUCAUCUCCGGCUACGUGAUCACCCAAAAACCCUUACGAACAAUCCGCAGCAAAAGUUGGGAGCGCUCGUUAGUGGUGCUCUCUUCGUCGACCUUCCGUCGUGCGCUCCGUCUCUAUAUCCCCUCGCUCACUGGUAUAUUCCUCGUUUUUGUUGCCGUGCGUUUGGGAUGCUACAAUUAUUCGCACCAUGUCCUCAAGUCGGGUACGACCAUAUUGGGAACAAAUGAACAACACCCGCCCGUCAUGAGAACCUUCAGGGCGCAGUUUUGGGAUUGGUACUACACCGUGAUUCGUCUGAUGGAUCCUUUCAAUUGGGGUCUUUAUUAUAAUAAUUACAACCCGCAUCUCUGGACGAUUCCGGUCGAGUUCCGGAGCUCCUUGGUUCUCUUUACAACUAUGCUUGCUACCUCGCGAUUGAGGACGAGAGUGCGCAUUUUCUUGGUUGUCUUCCUCAUUUGGUUCUGCACGCGAGUGGAUCGCUGGGACGUAGUCCUCUUCCUGUGCGGUAUGCUCAUGUCCGAAAUUGAUAUCAUUACCGGCCUCUGGGACGGCCCAUCGCUCGAUGAAAAACCAAGGAGCCGGGGCGUACUGAGCGAUUUUAUGCGUCAGUAUGGACGCUCAUUCUGGAUUGCGAUGUUCGUUCUAGGUCUCUACAUCGGCUCUUCUCCCAAUCAGGGAGUCAAGUGGACGCCCGGAUAUGGGUGGUUGGCAAGGCUAACUCCACGAACAUACAACGAGCCCCAUCGGUUUCCGCAGACAAUCGGUGCUGUCAUUAUCGUCUGCAGCAUCAACCACUCUAAGGACGUCCAGAAAUUGUUCACAAAUUCGCUUUCGCAGUAUCUGGGCAAGAUCUCAUUUGCCUUCUACAUCGUCCACGGCCCAAUCCUACAUUCUCUAGGCUACUCAAUCAUGCCAAGCAUAUGGCGCUUCACGGGCAAAGAAACCAAUCUCCAAUACUGCACAGGAUUCCUCAUUGGCUGGUUGACCUGUUUUCCUAUUGCCUUGUGGGCAGGUGACCUCUUCUGGCGACUAGUCGAUAUUCCGAGUGUCAACUUCGCCCAUUGGAUCGAAAAGAGGCUAGUGGAUGAAUCAAGAGCUCAGAGUGUACGCUCAUGACAAAUUGGGCAUUUGCAUGCGUUACGUCUUCCCUUUGUUCUAGGUACAGAUUCCACGCGGUUUUGAGAACACAGUUUCUUUUUUUUUUUUUGGAAGAAAAUUGUCCAUCCAUU